GUGUCGGUAUGGAAGAGCAGUCCUCUUCACUCUGUCUCUCUAGUGCCAGUCCUUUGCUCCAACCUCUUUACAUCCAAAUUAUAGCUUAAUAGUUUUUCCUGAUUAUUUGGAGCGGGAGCCCCAAUUUAUGAGGAAAUACUUGGUAAAGUCCACCAUCAACUUUUUCUUGGAGUACAAAGGAGGAAGUUAUCUUUUUUUGGCUGCAUACACAAGUCCUUCAAAAACCCUGCUAUAGCUGGUCACAGCUUCUGAUUCAAAAUGUUAUUUACUCUAGGACUGCUUUUCCUUCUAACCUCACUUGCCUCCUCUGAAACCACAACCAGCAAGAAGAGAGAUGGCGCAGAGAGAAACACAACUAAAAUCCGUGAGGUUUUAAACUCUUCUAAACCAAAAAUCCCACCUUUGGCUUCGACGCAAAACUUUCACCCCACCUUUAAACCAAACCCAGUAAAUCAGACUGUUUUACCCACUUCAGCCACUAAACUAAAAGUUCAAUCAGUUAACACUACUGAGGCUGGCAAAAGUAGACCCAGACCUACAGAUGCUCCAUCAGUAGCAGCAAAAAAUCCUAAGACGAACAAAGCAGUGUCCAACAAAGGCAAGCAUUUAGCCAACCAGACUGUCUCGGAUGAGUUGACCCGUGAUGCUAAAGGUAGAAAAGGGAAGCUUAGUUCCAACGGAACGCCAAAUGUUCGGUCAACAUCCGUAAAGUCUCCUUUAGCCCGCAUUGCAAAACUGUCAACACACAAACCCCAAUCUGUCAAUCACACAGUCCCAACUGUAUCAAAUCAUAGGAAGUUAUCAGAGGGUGAAGCUGCUCAAAAUGCCUCAUCAUCAUCAGUUAAGUCUCAUUCAGUCCGCAUGGACAAAAUCAUCAAAAACAAACAGAAGCAAACAGUCAACCAUACAAUUUCAAAUGGACCUAUUUUAUCCAGUCAUAGCAAGACUGCCAAAAAUAAGACAAUUCCAAAUGUUCCUUCAGUAUCCAAAAAAUCUCCCUCAACUCACACUGCUAAAGCCGUCACAGAUAGACCUCUGCCAUCACUCAAUCAAACAGAUGUGAAUGAGUCUCAUUCAUCCCAUAACAGCAAGACCAAAGAGGAGGAGUCUGCUCAAAAUGUUUCAUCAAAAGCCACAAAGUCUCCACUAGUUCAUACCACAAAACCUAUCAAAAACAAACCCCUGCAACCGACCAAUCACACAACAACUGUUGAAUCUGCCACGACCGGCCAUAGCAAGGCUGUCAAAAAUGAGACAUUUCAAAAUGCUCCGUCAGCUUCCACUAGCUCUCCAUUAACGUCCUCUGGAAAGUCCACCAAAAACAAACCCCAGCAAUCAGACAAUCCCACAAUUUCCAACAAAUUCGGUCAUAGAGGGAAAACUGAAGGCAACUCUACUCAAACUAUUCAGUCCACUAAGACCAAUACUAUCGAUGGUCCAAAGAUAACCAAAGGCAUCAAUCAGACUGUUUCUACCAUUCCCCUGGUCAAUGCCACAAAGCCUCCAAUAAAAGAUGGAAAAGGUUUAAAAGUAGCAACAUUAAACAAGACUUCCAUUGAGGUCCCCAACAAAAAACAGCCAACUGCUUCACAGCCAGUAACAGUGGUCAUCUGUAAUGGCUGUGACUCAAACAACAAGGAUCAAGAAGUGAAGCUGUCACCUGGCAAUCCUCUGGUGGUGACUCAUAAGAUAAGCUUGCAGCCGGGGGGCUGCCCUGAUGGACAUGAGGCUAAGUUGGAUGCCCUGAAAGAUCGAGUAGCCCGGCUAGAAAAGGAGAUGUCCUUUCUAAAAGAACAAUGCCCAUGUUCUACUAAAUGUCCAAAUGGCUGUAGUGGAAAUGGAAGGUGUGAAAAGGGAAGCUGUAUCUGCCAGCAGGGGUUCAUGGGUGCAGACUGCAGUAAGUGCAAACAAGGGGCAGAUUGUAAUACAAAAAAUGAGACUACAGCAAAAACCAAAAAACAGCAAGGAGGCACUUCUGAAAAGCAAAAAAUUGUCCCAAAAUUUAAUGACCAAGAAAGCCCUGCAAAAACGUACCCUAAAUCUGACCACCCAAAAGACGAGCCUCAGGGAAAUGAGAUCCAUCACAACGAAAAGACGUCUAUUCCACCUGAAAAGAAGAACGCUACAAAUGCAACCACUCUUGCAGCAUCAGACAAAGUCAUCUUGAACAAAGCAACCAUUAAUGAGACCAGGAGGACAGGAGGAUUAGGGUCAGUGAAGGUGGCAAACAUCUCCUCACACAGCUUCACUGUCACAUGGUUAGCGCCACAAGAGAUGUUCAAAAAGUUUACAGUGACCAAACGAGAGCUACUGUCGGAUGGCGACAAAAAGGAACCCCUGAGAGUCGAGGAACAGGACAAAAGCUCGACUGCGGGCAACACCACUAUGGUGGAAAAUGAAAGUACAACUGCAUCCUCUGGAAAAGCUGCUGGAUCAGAAACUGAAGCUAAGAGGACCUCUGUGGUGGUCCCAGGCCACGCACGCUCUGUGGAGAUCACCAAUCUUCAGGCAAACACACGCUAUGUCCUGCAAGUUUAUGGCAUGGCAGGAAGCAGAAGAUCAAGAACCCACCGAGUGACAGCAACUACAGGCCCUGAGCCUCCAACACAGAUGGUUUUCAGUAAUGUCACUGAAUCAUCUGUUGGUGUUUCCUGGGUCAAACCAAAGGCAACAUUUACAGGCUUCCGAGUUACGUACAUCAACAUUGUGUCAGGGGAAAGUCGAUUUGUGUCACUGGGAUCCAAACAGUCUCAUGUUGUCUUGCCUAAGUUGUCUCCGGGAACUUCUUACAUGAUUAGCAUCACUGCGACCAACGACGCAGCCCAGAGUGAUGAUCUCACAUCCAUUGUAACCACUGUCCCCGCCCCUCCAAAACAUCUUCAAGUCACUAACGUGACACACAAUAGAGCUUUGCUACGGUGGACUCCCAGUCUUGGGAAAGUUGACCGCUUCAUUAUCAGCUAUGAGUCCUCCAAGACUCCUAAUGUGACGGUAACAGUGAUGCUGUCUGGAACCUCAGUGGAGCACCUGCUGAAAGGUCUACAGAAAGACACUAUCUACACCAUCAAAAUGCUUAGCCAAAAAGACAGUCUGAAGAGUACAGCCAUCUCAACAUCUUUUACCACUGCGAAUGUGGUUAAACCCAGUGAAGUUUGGGCUCGCUCUGCAGUUAUUGCCUGGAAAACACCCACUGUUUAUCAGAGCUACAGAGUGAUCUAUGAAGUCCCAGGAAAAGAGAAAAAGGAGGUGAUCCUGGCAUCCACUGUCACAGAAUAUAAGCUGACAGGCUUAUUGCCCAUGUCACGCUACGUUGUUGUUGUACAAGGGGAGAAAAAUGGACACUACACAUCUGUGAUUACCUCAGAGUUCAUCACAGGAAAACUGCGGUUCCCUUUUCCCAUGGAUUGCUCACAAGAGCUGCUGAAUGGAGCUUCAGAGUCUGGGGAAGUCGACAUUUACCCAGGAGGGAAAGAGGGAGAGGCAGUCAGAGUAUACUGUGACAUGGAGGCUGAUGGAGGCGGUUGGACGGUAUUCCAGAGAAGGAUGAAUGGAAAAACGGAUUUUUACAGAACCUGGCCUGAAUACAGUGUGGGGUUUGGAAAUCUGAGUGAAGAAUUCUGGCUUGGUAAUGAGCUCCUGCACAACCUGACCAGUGUUGGGCCUGUGAGUCUGAGAGUGGAUCUGCAAUCAGGAAAUGACACGGCGUAUGCUCACUAUACCAACUUUUCUGUGGCUUCAGAGGAGAGGAACUAUACCCUUACUGUGUCUGGAUACACAGGAACAGCAGGCGACUCAAUGAGGUACCAUAGUGGACGUCCAUUUUCCACUAGCGAUAAGGACCCCGAUCGCCUGGAGACCCACUGUGCCAAGUCUUACCUGGGAGGCUGGUGGUACAAGAACUGCUACAAGGCCAAUCUAAAUGGCCUUUAUGGCGCUCACAGCAAAAAUCAGGGAAUAGUUUGGAUAGACUGGAAAGGCAAAGACUCUUCCAUUCCUUUCACAGAGAUGAAGUUAAGACCCUCCUGGUUCUCCUCUGCAACUCAUGGCUAAAAAUGAGUCACUCUCCAUCAGCAGACAGUCCCUGAUCUGCAAGACAGCCAGAGCUUCAGAAAAGUAAAACUAUAAAGCUGCUGCAUGCCUCUGUCCAUCUGUAAACCCAUGCAGUAGUUUAUUUAGCUGAACCUGAACCUGUUCUCUUUACUCAAUAUUUUUGGUUAUUUUUUUAUAUGUUUUGACUGUGCUUCUGCUGGAUGUAACAAGGAAGAAGAAAGCCGGUAUCAGUUUGAGUUUUCUGUUUCACUUUGAAGUCUUUAAUGUUUUUUCACCAACAUGGUUUGACAGCCCACCACUGCUGUAACUAAAUAUGCACUGUCUUACUGCAUGGAAAUAAAACAGGCUAAUGUGGGU
Messenger RNA from Oryzias latipes (Japanese medaka), 4407 nucleotides. It is a transcript of the gene tnxba, whose product is annotated as tenascin XBa. The record is from RefSeq and is a predicted model, not a curated record. Gene Ontology annotation, molecular function: protein binding. Lineage: Eukaryota; Metazoa; Chordata; Actinopteri; Beloniformes; Adrianichthyidae. Gene Ontology annotation, biological process: regulation of cell adhesion; neuron projection development.